Endocarpon pusillum Z07020 is the source of this 936-nucleotide messenger RNA. RefSeq lists its product as uncharacterized. Gene Ontology annotation, molecular function: oxidoreductase activity. The transcript has 2 exons. The record is from RefSeq and is a predicted model, not a curated record. NCBI's taxonomy places the organism in Eukaryota, Fungi, Ascomycota, Eurotiomycetes, Verrucariales, Verrucariaceae. Bases 1 to 936 code for a protein of 311 amino acids.
AUGUCUUCCUCAGAAGCUCCUCCCACAGCUUACCCCAGUACUUCUCUCAAAGCCCAAGACCAAGCACCAGGGAAGGGUCUGGAUUCCAAACUUGAGCCCGCAGCCAACUGGACACAACUCGAGUUCUGGGAUGAUGAAGGGAAGAGCCCGUAUUUGAAAGAGUAUGAAGGAAGAGGACUGCUCAAGGACAAAGCUGCGCUGAUCACAGGCGGCGACUCAGGAAUCGGUCGCUCUGUUGGCAUUCUUAUGGCUCGUGAAGGAGCCGACAUUUCAUUUGUGUAUCUCCCUGAAGAAGAGGAGGACGCCCAGCAAACCAAAAAAGAAAUCGAGAAGGCCGGACGUAAAGCACACCUCAUGCCUCUUGACAUCACCAGCCGUGAAAAUUGUCAGAAGGCAGUCGAUGAGCACAUGAAAGUUUUUGGGAAGAUCAAUAUCUUGGUGAACAAUGCAGCUAUGCAGGAAGUAUGCCAGGACAUCAAGGAUAUCGAUCUGGACAUCGUUGAAAAGACCUUCCGAACCAACAUUCUGAGCAUGUUUGCUUUGACGAAGUAUGCUGUGAAGCACAUGAAAAGAGGUUCAAGUGUGAUCAAUUCCACCUCGGUUGCUGGAUACAUGGGCAAUCCAACGAUGGUCGAUUACUCCAGCACGAAGGGCGCAAUUGCCACCUUCACACGUGCGCUCGCACAGCAGCAGGCGCCGAAAGGAAUCAGGAUCAAUGCGGUUGCUCCAGGAAUUAUUUGGACACCAUUACAGCCUGCAACAAAAGGAAAUCCAGCAGAGAAUAUGGAGGCAUUAGGGACCCAGGCGGCUCCUCUGCAGCGACCAGGUAUGCCCGUCGAGGUCGCUGUGGCUUACGUCUUCCUCGCCUCGCCAAUGGGCUCUUACUUCACUGGUGAGGUCAUUCAUGGCACUGGAGGAAUCGAGAUGCAAGGUUGA